Drosophila nasuta is the source of this 6283-nucleotide messenger RNA. Its product is annotated as putative sodium/potassium/calcium exchanger CG1090. The record is from RefSeq and is a predicted model, not a curated record. Gene Ontology annotation, cellular component: plasma membrane. The transcript has 7 exons. Bases 578 to 2548 code for a protein of 656 amino acids. Lineage: Eukaryota; Metazoa; Arthropoda; Insecta; Diptera; Drosophilidae. Gene Ontology annotation, biological process: intracellular calcium ion homeostasis; calcium ion transmembrane transport. Gene Ontology annotation, molecular function: calcium channel activity; calcium, potassium:sodium antiporter activity.
CGUCUCGCCAGGCGAAAGCAAAAGCAAAGCUUUGCUUGCUCGUGCGCGUUUCGAAUCACAUACACCACUCACCCAUACACACAUACACACAUAAAUACAAGCACACACACUCACACAGAGAAAGAACCGUGCAUGGUGCGCGAGCGAAAUAGUAUAAAUCAAAUGAAAACUUCGUAUUACGAGUAUUAAAUAAUAGUUCUACUAUAACAUAUACACAUACUAUACAAUAUAUGAACUUUACGCAGCAACUGCUGGCGCUGAGUGAAGAAUGAAACACAAGUGAUGCGAUUUGCAGGCCCAAAACAAAAGGUCUUAGCCAAAUAUAUCGUCGCAUGUUUUCCAAUGCAACGCUUUUCUUCUGUAUCUGUUUUCCGCAAAACACCCACAUUGCAAUCUCGUGCUCGUGCUAACUAACCAAACUGUGGAUAAAAAAGAAAACGUGAAACAACACAAAAAAAAAACAUUGUAAUCAAUUAAAUUAUUUAUUCAAUUAUUCCAAUUAAUCGAAAGCUGAAAAUCUGCUCAUUAAACUAAACCAACUACAAGCGAAGCGUUUGAAUUAACAACAGCUGCAAAAAUGAUCGUUCGUCGACGCUCUCGCCGUGCGCGCAUGUGGAACAUGGGAUUGCUUUUCCUCAUCUACUACUGCGUGAGCAUCUACUCGGCCAAGGGUGAUGAGAAGGCCGAUAUUCCCUUGGAUGUUGGCGCUCUGCCCGAAGCUGCCGAUGCCGAUGUGCCGCCCGAACUUGUGAACACUUCGCCCAACCCCAUGCUGUCCACUGAAAAAUUCGAUGAGCCGUUGCAAACUACGAUGGCCACAGCGCAUGGUGCGGUGCCCACUUGGCGUCCGAAGCGAGAGAACUGCACGCCACCGGCCAUUGAGCAAUUUCCGCAGCCAUUGAUGAACAAAUGGGCGCGACGACAUGGUGGCCUCAUCCUCCACAUCCUGGUGGCCAUCUUCACCUUCUUCGGCCUGGCCAUUGUGUGUGACGAGUACUUUGUGGCCAGUCUGGACAGACUCUGCGAGGAGCUGCAUCUAUCGCCGGAUGUGGCUGGUGCCACAUUCAUGGCUGCCGGCAGCUCAGCUCCAGAGUUGGCCACCGUUGUCAUUGGCGUGUUCUUUGCCAAGGAUGAUAUUGGCAUUAGUGGCGUCAUUGGUUCCGCUGUGUUCAACAUCAUGUUCGUCAUCUCGGUGUGUGCUCUCUGCUCCGGCACUGUUUGCCAGCUCAACUGGUGGCCUUUGGUCCGCGAUUGCUUCUUCUACUGCGUGUCCAUAUUGGUCAUGCUGAUAAUCAUUUUCAAUGAUGUCAUCUCCUGUUUCGAGUCUGUGGUAAUGCUGCUCUGCUAUGUGGGCUACUGUGUAGCGCUGUGUUUCAACACGGAACUGGAGCGCUGGGCGUUGAGCUUGAAUCUGCCCUUCAAGCUGCCCAGCAAGGAGGAGCAAUCAGCAUUGGUGACCUAUAAGAAUGUGCCCGAAAGUUCCUACACCCAGGGCAACGGGGGACAGACGCAGACGAAGGAAACCGAUCCCAGUGCGCAGCAGAAGCAACAACAGGAUCCGACACAAGGCGACUACCAGAGCUACAAUGACCCCAAUGCCAGCUGGGAUCCCAACGCGGCCUGGGGCGAAGAGUCGAGCCAGAAUCAAGCCUCAGCAGCAGCGAUGCCAAUGGCAGCCAGUGCUAGAAGCAGCCAACCGCCGGUCGAUGAUUGGGGCAUGGGUCAGUUCAAUCAGGGCCAAGGUCAAGAGAAUAUGGGCUAUCACGGCGAUCAGCCGGAUUCGGUGGUAACGGGUGAGCAGGCUGCUGCUGCAGCAGCCGGAGCCGGAGCUAAAAGUCAAGUGGCCACAACGCCGGGUGGCGGCGUUGAGUAUUACAAGUCGACGGAUAAACAGCGUGAGGCACGCCCCGAUCCAUUGAUGCGACCCACGGAGGGCGGUUUGCCAGCAUUGGUCGCCUGGUAUGUGGUAUAUCCGAUCCACUAUCUGUGCAAGUUGACGAUGCCGGAUUGCCGGCAGCAUCAGUAUCGCAAUUGGUAUCCAUUCACGUUUCUCAUCUCAAUGGUUUGGAUCUCGUUCUAUUCGUACUUUAUGGUCUGGAUGAUAACGGUGAUUGGCUCCACGUUGGCCAUACCCGACACUGUGAUGGGCCUGACGUUCGUUGCCGCUGGCGUUUCGGUACCGGACGCCCUAAGCUCAAUAGCGGUUAUCAAAGAGGGCUUCGGCGACAUGGCCGUAUCGAAUGCAAUUGGCUCGAAUGUCUUUGAUAUACUAGUGUGCUUAGGUCUUCCGUGGUUCAUACAAACGGCUAUCAUUGCGCCCGGCUCGCACGUCAAUGUCAUAUCCAAGGGUCUGGCAUAUUCCACACUCUCGCUCUUCUCCACCGUUGUCUUCUUGAUACUGUCGACCCAUCUGAAUGGCUGGAAAUUGGACAAACGCUUGGGCAUUAUACUGAUGAUUUGGUAUCUGUUCUUCAUCACGCUGGCGGCGCUCUACGAGAUGAACGUCUUUGGCUACAUGAACCCACCAGAAUGUGCAAGUGAAUUCUAAAUGGAUAAAACGAUUAACUUGACUUAUAGACCGACGCACCUAGAAUCACAUUCACCAGCACCAAGUAUGCAUAUGAUGAAUACCAUAUGAAUAAGUACGGACAUAAACGAGUACUCGUGCAGUACGCAGCAGCAACAACUAUAAAAAUAAAUAAACAAAAUAGUCCCAACAGCAACAAUGGAAAACAACAACAACAACAACAACUUGAUAAUAGAUGUAAAUGAAAAUGUUAUUGUUAAUGGGACAACAAUUUAUUACUCAACGCGCGUUUUACAUGGAUUUUUACAUGCACCAAUUGAAUGAAAAUAUAUACUAUAUACAUACAUACUAUAUAAUAUAUAGAUGCAAAGAAAGAAACCCAUAUACAAGAACAUAUAUAGAAGCAUAUAUAUAGCACUGUAGAUAGGGUGAAAUGUAUUAAAUUAAGUACAAGUAACAAGUAUAAACAAAAAGCAGCAAAUCAAUGAAAUUUGUUGUCGCGGUUUUAUGGAACAACACGAAUAGAAAAGGAACAACGCAAAAUUCAACAAAACACUUACACUCACAUAUACAUAUAUAAAGUUGACGAAUGUUUUACAUUAGGCAAUGAUUUUUACAUCAAUUUAUAAUAUAUAUGUAUUUAUCAAAUGUUGUUUGGUUUGUAAGAAUCUCUUUUCCACAUAGAAACAUUCUUUCGAUUCUCGUUUCGCUUCUCUUUUUGAGAUCUUACAAGUCAUACAAAGAAAUGAAUUCAUUUUACUUAAUCAAUGAAUGAUAUCAACGAAUUUUUGUUUAAUUUGUUAUUACAUAUUUAUAUUAAUUAUACCCUGUAACAAAAGAUUCCAAAGACAAGAGUCUGUUUGUCUGAUAGAGAUCAAUAGAUUCGAUUAUAAGAGAUGAAUUAAAUUAUGUAUUAGAAACAAAUUUCUUUUUUACUUUACACUUAAUACCGGGUAUAUGCUAGUCGUUUCCUAUUCGACUAGAUACUUGUUUUCUGUUCGUAUUUUGACUCACACAUUUACAUUGAUACCAGAAGCAUUCAACAGGCAGGAUAAAACAGAACAGAAAGUAAAUUUCAAGUAAUAUUUAUGUAGAUAUUUUAAAUGCAAUUUGCAAUAAACGAAAUAUGAAAAUGAAUGUAUAUUUUGUACAAUUAAGUAAAUAUAUUUACAAAAUAGCCACAUUGAUUAAACGAAAACGUCCUAAGUUUAGCCACAUACAACAACAACAACAACAACUAUCGUUUAAACAAAAAUAAAAAGAAAAGUCAACAAUAUUAACAUAAAAAAUUACAAACAAAUAUUUAACAUUAUGGCAAUUAAUGGCGUCAAUUUUUUACUGUAAAUAUAUAUUUAUUCUAAAUGUAUACAAAAUUCGUAAAUCAAAUAAUGUAAAUUUAUAGUCAAUUUUUGGUGCAAAUUGCGUAAACAUUCAAAUUUAGAAAUUUUGUGUGGAAAUUUCGACGAAUAUGGUAGCUCUUAUAAUUUUAUUUUUAUUGCCAAUUUAAGCACGUAAUAAUGAUAAUAUAUUUUAUUAUACAAUGCACUCAAUAAAUGUUAAAUACCUAUUCCGAAUUCCCUUUUUUCGGAGUAAUUCGAAAUUGUGCAAUACCGAAAAGUAUGCAAAGAAAAUGCUGCUGGGGAGUUUGGAAUAGGACUGAUAAUUCAUGUGUAUAAAUUAUGAAAUUCCAUUAUAUCUAAUUUUAAAACUAUAUACUGCCGUUCAACAGUUCAAGAACAGGAUUAACUAUUAAAAUUUGUAAUAAAUUUGGUUGCUUCAAUGCUGUUUAACGGCGGCAAUAUUUCACAUUUAUGUUGAAUGAAAAAACAAGAACAAGAAAAACAAUAUGAUAAUAUUACAAUUACGAAUUUGCAUUAUUAUUUAGUUAGAGAAUAGCUAAGACUAUUCGAAUUAACAAUCAAAGCUGGUUGCUUGGUUCCAGACCAAGUAUUUAGCUAAUGUUGAUGCUUUGGUAGAGAAUUGAUAGCAACACCCAAACACACACACACACACACACACAUACACACAUACACAACAAGUCGAAGUCGUUAUUAAUCCCAGGUUUUUGCUAGAAAUGACACUGAAUCAGUAUAAUAAUUUAGCUGCAAGCAAAGUGUACUCCUAACUACAUAUAAUACAAAGUACAUACAAUUUAUUUAGCAUAAAGAGACAAGAACAACAAGAAAAUACUUACAUAGUGAGCAAUGCACUGCUAUAUAAAAAUGGACGCGCUCAAAACAUAGUUACAUACAUAGUUAUACAAGACAUACAUAAUUGCAUACAAACAUAAAUACAAUACUAUAUAUAAUAUAUAUAUGUAUACUAAAUAAAUGGAUGGAACAGAUGGUGGACAAAGCGACAGGGUUCAGUUGGCUAAAAUUUGUUGAAGGCGCCGAUACGAGAUCUAACUUAUCUGAUUGAUUUCCCCCCUUCAAUUUUAACAACGCCAACUUCCUUGAAUCUAAUUAAUAAAUAACAAAAAGCAAAAAAAAACUAAACUAAACUAUAGUAAAACCAAUACAAUAAAUGUACGAACAAUCGCCUAUUGAAAAUUCCCACUAAGCCAUUAACAUAUACAUACAUAUUACAAGAUCAUACAUACAUACAUACAUACCUAUAAGUGUAAUGUCCUCUAAAAAGGACAUUGCUCAAGUACAAGGUUCUUCCCCACUCAAAGAAAUAUGCCAGUUACCAGUAUAUAUCUAUAUAUAUAAACAUACUUACAUACUAUUUAUAAUGUCUUCUGGAGACAUCGUUUUGUUCCAAACGCAACUAAUGUACUACCUAAAACACAGACAUACUCUAUACACCAUAAAGUCCUGUUGCCCAUUCCAUGUGAAAUUAAUAUUGCAUACUUUUAGGCAAUCUCUACUAAAAGUAUUUGGUAUUGAUGUUCAACAAAUUGAUUAAACAACGAGGAAUGAGGAAGAGACCUGUUUAUAACACACAUACAUAUUCAUCGAAUACAAAAAGACAUACAUACAUAUUUACAAUAUACAAUCCAAGAACUAAAAUUAAAUUGUUGCAGAACGUUAAGUGUUUCAAUUAAACUAUUUCAAUUAGCAGUUGAAUUCAAGAAAACAGUUGAAAUUUUAUGGACGUACAAAUACUAAUUAUUAAAGUGUUCUAUUCAAUUUAUUUUAAAUAUCUUCAACUAAAUCAAAUCAAAUCAAAUAUGUAUAUUUCGUGUUACUUUUGACUGUACAAGUAUCUAAUGCAACAAUUGCAACUAAUUACUUAAGUAUAUACAUACAUACAUACAUAAAUAUAUAUAUAUAUAUAUUAAAUUAUGUAUGCAUAUAAUACAUAAUUAUACUUACUGAAGUGAAACAAAGCAACAUUCAUACAAUAAUACACACAUGAAAACUGACUCACAUACAUACCAUAUGUACAUACAUACUAUAUACCCCUUAUACGAUACGAUACUAUACUUAACAUACAAUACAUACAUACAAGAAUGUACAAUAAAUUGCAUCUACUUAGUACAUAUGUUGUUACAUCUACAAGUACGUGUAUUUACAUCUAUCAUUUGUGUUAACUAUGACUAUAAUUGUUUGCAAAAUUUAAAUGAUAUUUCAGAUAUGCAUAAUAUUUAUUUACGAGGUACAUAUACAUACGUAUUUAUAAUAUUAACAACAAAAAUAUUAACAAUAAUAACAAUAACAAUUACACUUAUUUAUGAUGAUAAAACCAUAAUAACUAUUGCUAUUAUACACAACUGUUGAUGUUAUGUUUAGUCUAAUAAUGGAUUUCAAA